UAAAGGGGAAAAGGCGUUAUCUUCCGCAUUAAUACCCGCUGCAGGGUAUAUGGGCAGUGUAAUGUCAGCGUGUCACUUGUAAUGUAUAGGACGUGAUGCAAGACCUCCUUCAAAAAUACCAAGUUGACUCUGGUACAUGUUGAAAUUUACAUUUAUAACCGAGACAAAAAAGAGGAAAUGAGUCUUUCCGUACUCGCCCCUUCUGCUUUUGGGACUUUGAUUCUCUAGUAUCGGUGGAGGACACAAAAAGGUAAGAUGAAGGACCGACUGACUGAGCUGCAGGCCUUUACGCCUGCAGAGCAGGAGUACAAGCCCACGGAGAACGAGAGACUCGCCGGUGAGGAUGAGGAGCCUCUCGAGCAACACGCCAUUGUGUUUGAGGGUGAGGACAUGAUGGAUGGCAUCUACAAGGAUGCCCAAGCGAUGAGGAAGGAGAUCCAGUUGCUCAGAAUGGAUGUGAAACGUCUGGGGAAGCAGAACACCAGGUUCCUCACAUCAGUCAGGAGGAUCAGCAGCAUCAAGCGGGACUCCAACGCACUGGGACGAGACAUCAAGGCCAGAGGGGAGUCCAUUUAUAAAAAGCUGGAAAAAAUGGGGAAGCUGAGCAAGGAGCUGGAGGAAGACCACGGAGUUACAUCAGCUUUGGCUCGCAUGGUGCGCUCGCAGUAUGUGUCUUUGACCAGCGCCUUCCACAGUGCCAUGUCUGAAUACAAUGAGGCUGAAAUGGCGCAAAGGGAGAAUUGCAAAACCCGCAUCCAGAGGCAAGCAGAGAUCAUGGGCAAGGAGGUAACCAGGGAGCAGAUAGACGAGAUGACUGAGACGGGCAAGUGGAACGUCUUCUCGGAUAAUCUCCUGCUGGAAGGGAGGACUGCCAGAUCUGCUCUCAACGAGAUUGAGAACAGGCACAAGGAGCUGCUGGAGCUGGAGGGCCGCAUUAGGGACAUUCAUGACCUUUUUUUCCAGAUGGCGAUGCUGGUGGAGCAGCAGGGCUGCAUGCUGGACAACAUAGAAGCAAAUGUAGGGGCAACAGAGGACUAUGUAGCCAAAGCUUCAGCGCAGAUCAAGCAGGCUGUGAAAUACAAGAAAAGCAAUCCAUGCAAGAAGCUGUUUUGUUGUUGUUUCCCAUGCUGUAAAUGAGGCGCCACCAGUUCCCGCCCCCUACCAGAACAUUUGAUUCAAAUCCGCUUUCUCUGCAAAUGUUUCCACAUGAAAGCUUUUUGCUGCUCUAGAUGUGUCCAGAUAUCACAUUCUGGUAUCAUUUUCUUUAUUGAGUUGAUACCAACUAGUCAGAGUGAUUCAAACCACAUGCACAUAUGCAAAUAUAUACAGUGCGAUGAUGGUAGUUACAUUUCCUGAUUGCUACUGAGAACAGCUUAUGCAUACAUGACUGCUGUAAAAACAUCGAAAUUAUUAUUUCAUGUGACUUGCAGCUUUGUUUAGCUUUUAGCUUUGUACAGUCUGCAAUAUUUAAGCCCAUAAAGUAUGAUUUUAUUUAUAAAUAAAUGCCUUGGAGUGGCUAUAUUUGGACAACUUGAAUGUGCAUCUACAGCUAAGCUUGGAACCGGUACUUGCUAUAGACGUGUUUCUUAUUGCAACCAUUGCUUCACAAGUGUGUAGAAACACUGAUCACAGCUCAACCAGCAAUUGUGGUUAGCUGGGGAGGCAAGUUAGAUUUGUGAGGAUUGUGCAACUAUAUGUUAACCACCCCCAUGUAUAUCAUCACCAGCUACAAGCCAAGGCUGUGCUUUUCCUCCACGUGUUGCUUCACAUAAAAAAACACAAACACACAAA
This is a messenger RNA of Pundamilia nyererei, 1791 nucleotides long. RefSeq names its product syntaxin 11a (gene stx11a). Lineage: Eukaryota; Metazoa; Chordata; Actinopteri; Cichliformes; Cichlidae. Gene Ontology annotation, molecular function: SNAP receptor activity; SNARE binding. The transcript has 2 exons. Gene Ontology annotation, biological process: exocytosis; synaptic vesicle fusion to presynaptic active zone membrane; intracellular protein transport. Gene Ontology annotation, cellular component: plasma membrane; synaptic vesicle; SNARE complex. Bases 256 to 1137 code for a protein of 293 amino acids. The record is from RefSeq and is a predicted model, not a curated record.